CCUGCUCCCACAUUUGCUCCCCUCUAACCAACCUCUCCCUGAGACGCUCUACGCUUCUAUGCUGGGCUCCAAAAACAGGCAAGCAUUAUCAUCCUUCCAGCCCAAACUGCUGCUCUGAUCCCAGGACUUCACCACACAGAUUGCCCCUCUGCUUCAGAGAGCCAACUGAGCCUGUUUCUGGAGGAUCCUAUUGACAUGUAUCGCCUGUCUGUCCUGUUAUUCCGUCCACCUGCUGCUACGCAGUGCUGGAGUUGUGGGUAUUCGUGCCUAUGAGCAACUUGGCCUGAGAGCUUUUGGUCAUCCAGGGAAGAUUCUAGCAGCUGUCAUCAUAACACUACAUAACAUUGGAGCCAUGUCCAGCUACCUGUUCAUAGUAAAAUCUGAGUUACCACUGGUCAUCCAAGCCUUUCUUGGCCAGACAUCCAGCUCUGACGACUGGUUCAUGAAUGGAAACUACCUCAUCAUCAUCGUCACUGUCUGCGUCAUCCUCCCACUAACACUGAUGAAACACCUGGGGUAUCUUGGUUAUACCAGUGGUUUCUCUCUCUCCUGCAUGGUCUUCUUCCUCUCAGCGGUCAUCUACAAGAGAUUUAACAUUGCUUGCCCUCUGGAAGUGUUUGGAAACUACUCUGUGACCACAGCAGCCUUCCCAGAAGACACAUGCACCAUCAAAUUCUUCACCAUCAACCAAGAGACGGCAUAUACCAUCCCCAUCCUGGCAUUUGCUUUUGUAUGUCACCCUGAAGUGCUUCCCAUCUACACUGAACUGAGCAACCCAACCAAGAGAAGAAUGCAGAAUAUUGGCAAUGUUUCCAUCCUGGGCAUGUUCAUCAUGUACUUCUUAACUGCCAUAUUUGGCUAUCUGACCUUCUAUGAGAACACAGAAGCAGAGCUCCUUCAUACCUACAGUAAGGUGGAUCCCCUGGACACUCUGAUUCUGUGUGUUAGGCUGGCUGUCCUGGUGGCCGUCACUCUGACUGUACCUGUGGUCUUGUUUCCUAUACGUCGUGCCCUCCUGCAGCUGCUUUUUCCAGGGAGACCCUUCCACUGGCUCCGUCACAUCACCAUUGCUGUGUGUCUUCUGUUUGCUGUGAACCUGCUGGUCAUCCUCGUUCCCAACAUUCGAGACAUCUUUGGCAUUACUGGGGCAACCACUGCUCCCAGUCUGAUCUUUAUCCUUCCUGGACUGUUCUACAUCCGCAUUAUCCCCACCAACCAGGAGCCCAUGAACUCUAGACCAAAGAUCCAGGCUGCAUGUUUUACAGCAUUGGGUUUCAUAUUCAUGACCAUGAGCCUGACAUUCAUUGGGCUUGACUGGACAAGUGGAGAAAAGCGAGGUCUCGGUGGCCAUUAAAGUGCAACCCCCAGAACCUACAGCAACAGCAGCCCACUAUUGUGCCCCUCCUCCAGUCCUCUGGAAGAUUCAACCUACUGCUGGAAGGCUCAUGGCUUCUGUGGGACUGUUUUUAUUAAUCAUUUGGACAAUCUGUUUCUCCAGCAUGAUGAGAGAAGCCCGGUUUUGUCCUAUCACCCACCCAGGUUGAUAUAUACCACCAGGAUCCCUCACAGGUGGUGUCCCUCUUUUCUACAUGAGAGCUGAUGAACAUGUUGACCCUGGAAGCCCCUCAACCACUACAAGCUAUUAACCUUAACAGAGGGUAAAUGUGGUGUAUAAUAACAGCGAUAUUAAAAGCCAAUUGGAGAUAUGUCUAAAUGCAAAAAGCAUGUUUAAUUAUCAGUAACGUUCGAUGCAAAAUUGAUUUGAUAUGUGCUUGAUUAAACUGCUAUUCAAAGACAGACACCAUCAGUGUUUAUCAUUACAGUCCAAUUAUUUCUAUUCCAUAAAUUCUACUUCCAUCUGAGAGCCAUACAACAUGGGGUAACCGAACAAAGGCUUCGGAUAAUUCACUUCAAUUUAAGUAUGUGUAUUGUAAUUCUGUAAACUAGAAGACAUAGCUAGCGUCCAUCAGCCAAAGUCUCACAUGAAGUUUAUGCAACUGUGAACAAAUUAAUUUGGUAUUUAAUUAAUUUGUGAAUUUAUUCUGGACAGCAUAUGUGGAUAUUUAAUAAAAUUUUACAACAGUU
Morone saxatilis (striped sea-bass) is the source of this 2085-nucleotide messenger RNA. RefSeq names its product sodium-coupled neutral amino acid transporter 3-like. Gene Ontology annotation, biological process: L-histidine transmembrane transport; L-glutamine transport; serine transport. Lineage: Eukaryota; Metazoa; Chordata; Actinopteri; Moronidae. Gene Ontology annotation, molecular function: glycine transmembrane transporter activity; L-glutamine transmembrane transporter activity. The record is from RefSeq and is a predicted model, not a curated record.